AACCCAACACCAACCCAUUUCAAUUUAAAGCCUCAAACCCAAAAGCCCAAAAACCCAAAAAACCCAAGCCCACUAACUACCCAAAACCUAUUUAACCCAAACAAACCCAAAACAAAAACCAAAAAAAAAAAAAAAAAUGCAAAAGUCUUCUCCUCUCUACAGCCAGACCCUGCUUCCCCCCCUCUGCCCUGCGCCCGACCGAGCCCAGAUCCCUUGCUGCUGUACGAGCCUGUGCACUUCUGCGCACCACCAAGCCUGCACCCUUGUUGCUGUGCCAAGCCCAGAUCCCCUGCCCUACACCGACCUUGCCCAGAUCUCCUCACUCCCGUGCCUCUCCCUUCUCCCGCACCCGAGCCGAGAUCCCUCUGCUUUGCGCCCGACCAAGCCUUCUACGCCCAGAUCCCGUGCACCCUACACCUCCUUUGCACACUUGCGCGCAAUCAUGCAAUCUUGCACCCCACAUUCAUGCGUUCCUACACCCCCUGCACACCGAGCCCGCCCCCUCUUCUGCACACCAAGCCUACGCCCAAUCCCACGCCUCUGCCUCGUACUCGCUACAGCCAUACCCCUGUCUCACCUACAGAAAAAGCACCACAUACCAGACAAAAUCGACAUCAUUAGUGAUUGAUGGAGCAAGUUUUUUUUAUUUAUUUCAUUUUAUUUUAUUUAUUUUUUUGGGUAUAUAUAGAAAAAAUCAGAUGAGGAGGGGAGUCUUGGGUUGAUUUUGGAGUUUGAUUUUGGGGGUCUUUUGGGUGGUUGAUUUUCGAGUUUAGUUUGAGUCUCCGUCUGGGUUCUUUUAAAAAAGAAAAAAAGAAGGAAGAAUCCGAGAGCAAAGGAGAAAGGAGGGAGAUUUCGAAGAGGGGAGGGCUGGUUUUCUUUGAGGAGGUUGGUUGUCAAGAGCACCGCCUCCGUCGCUGGUGUUGAAGGGCUGGUUCGAGAGUGAUGAUCUGGGAGAGGGCAACAGCAGCUUAUGGAGAAGGAAACAUUUUCUGGUUUUGCUUAGGUAAUUCCCUAAACAGAGGAAUUUUUGGGAAGGAUGGUGAGGGAGAUGAAUGGAGCUUGAUCCCGUGGGUGGGAUCCCUCCUUCCGAUCCGGAUCUGUCUUCUCCCAGAAAAUUUUUGCCUUGUUUGUUGCAAUUUUUCUUAGACUUCGAUGUAUUAGGACUGUAUUUGAUGAUGAUAUUGUGAAUGAAAAAAAAAUCAAACAUGUUCUGGUUGAAUGUCAUGGAUUUGAGUUGGGAUGAAUGUUUAUUUGUUUUCUUUUUGUCUGUGUUGAUGAAUGGUAGGAUAGGAAUCAUAAAUUUCCUUUUGUUUC
This is a messenger RNA of Rubroshorea leprosula, 1314 nucleotides long. NCBI's taxonomy places the organism in Eukaryota, Viridiplantae, Streptophyta, Magnoliopsida, Malvales, Dipterocarpaceae. The record is from the annotation of a GenBank genome assembly.